Molecule: messenger RNA, 5092 nt
Organism: Morone saxatilis (striped sea-bass)
Lineage: Eukaryota; Metazoa; Chordata; Actinopteri; Moronidae
Gene: stpg2
Product: sperm-tail PG-rich repeat containing 2
Source: RefSeq, a predicted model, not a curated record
AUGAGAGCCAUAUACUGGCUAAACAUCCACGGUGGCCGCAGUCUCCAGAAUCGCUCCAAGCGUUUUGAGGAGGUGGUGUCGGAGGUUCCAGGCCCCGGGGCCUACGAUGUGCUGCCUGCUUCAGGAAACAUGCUCAGGGCCUUGACGGCUGAUGCAGGACAGGCUGAGAAGCUUGGCAGGAAAAUGUGGCUGCAGGCUAAAAGUCUCCGGCUGGUUCGUCAGUCAGAAAUCCCAUCCAUUCCUUCCCCGGGCCAGGCCUAUGGCUAUGAGGAGGACGCCCUGGGUGUGCUCAGCAAGCAGCAGCCCCCUCACAGGGACACAACCCUUGGGCCAGCGUACUACAAACCACUGCAAUCAGAGAUGAGCUCUGCCCAGAAGUAUAAAGGAGUGCACUUCGGUAACAUGACAGGGAGGAGAGGUGAGGUGACAUUGGAGGAGGGACCAGGUCCAGGACAGUACGACCCUGAGACAAAACUAGAAACGUACUACGAGAAUGUGAACCUUCAAAAGGAGCAGAAAGGCCGAGCUGAGCUGAUCAUCCCUCGCUACCACGAACUCGUGCCCAAGCAAGAGGAAAAGAAGGCGAGUACACGUUUGUGUUGUUUCCAGGACUUUGACCUCCAGGGUUCCCAUCGGUGCUCCUCAGACUGGAUGUCCAUCAGCAGCUACAGAAGCCUGGACGGACUGCGGGUCUGUGGUUCUUCCCUGCCGCCCCCCUACAUCUCUUCCCAGGACCAUGUCUGGAUCCACUUCCACUCUGAUGACAGUCUGACGGGGAAAGGGUUCAGACUGUCCUACAUCACUGGUAAGGACUCAGGACUGAGGAUUGGAGUUCCCGGUCCGGGCCAGUACUACAUCAAAAGUCAGUUUGAGAAGCCUACGAAGUCCAGCGGUAACCCGCCGAAGUUCACUUGCCCCUUUCUCUCUCAGACUGAGAGGUUUGGCCAUGUGAAAGAAGUGUCGCCACCUGUUGGUUUAUAUAAUGACCCACGCUGUGCCCUGGAGCUGCUGAAGAAGACCACCGGAGUGAAGAAAAGCCCUUUUGGCAUCACUGCAGUGCGCUUCACUCGUAACCACAAAAAAUGCUCCACACCAGGUCCAGGAUCCUAUAAUGUGUUUGAGCAUGGUUUAGCCCGGGAGAGUUUUAAAAAGGCAUUUUUAGAGAGAAGCAAGAAGGGAGGCUUUGGCUCCUCUGCUGAACGCAACUCCAUCUUCCACAACAAAGAAUCGAUAGAGGCCCCAAGUCCAGGACAGUAUGAGGCAGAAAAGAAGACAGAGGAGCACUACAAAAAGCAGCACACGGCAGUUUUCAAAUCCGCCACAGAACGUCCGGCAUUUUCAUUACCGGCUAAAGCCCUGGCCAGUACAAUGCUAGUGUGCAAUCCCCCCCUCAAAUGGCUCUGAUCUCCUCCAGAGAAGAUCGAUUCAAAGCCUUCAGGAACACCAACCCUGGACCCGGCUCUUAUCAGUUGAGUCCCAGUAUCAUGAACACAGUAAUGAAGGGCACCUUCAAUGUGACACUCAACAACCCUCUGGGUCCCUGCUGUUCCCCUCAUGUGGCCCCUGGCUCUUUAACGGCCCGCAAGACCAUUAACACUGUCGCGCCCAACUGCCUCAUUGCCAGCCACAGUUCUUAGAGCUCUGUCUGUGGGUCGAAGGUUUAGAGGUGAAAGGCAGCAAUUUUGGAGGAAGAUUUAUUCAGUGUCGCAAAGUGAAACACCUACAAUGGACUCUGCAUCUACAGCCGAUGGUUCCCUCAUUCUUUACUCUCAGUAAUGACAAGCUUGAUGCACUGAUUCAGCUGUUUUCGUGGAUCAGUUUCCUCUGUAUAAACCACUUUGUUAAUCAAUAACAAUUUAAAAGCGAUUACUAUGAAUAUUGCCUGAGGUCUUUCAAAAGCGUGUUACUCCUAAAAAGGACAUCUCGUCCACGGGGCACUUUGGUUUCUUAAAGCAGCAAUCAAAAGAUCCAAUCUGACAAAAAUAAGCCAAAGAUUAAAAACGAUGGGAAUGUUUUGCUAUACUUGCUAUAUAAUUUUACUGUACUGCUUGUGUUGGUUAAUGACAGGAAAGCUGGGUAAGUGGAAGUAAGGGAUUACAUAAGCAUGAUUUGAACUGUCUGUGUCUCAAGUCCCUGAGGCUAGGGAUUGUUAGAAAUCAUGUUUUAUUUAAUGACAAUGAACCAGCACAUAAGACCAUUAGAAAAAAAUGCUAUUAGAAUUCCUAAAGAUUACUAGCCAUACAUUAUUGCUUAGCAUGCAUAAAUGAUGAAGCCAUUCAUUAUGUAUAUUUGUGCUGACUACCAGAGAAACAGGUGUAAAAGUCACAUAGAAGACUUAUAACUUAUGUUUUAGUUUGGUUGUACACUGAUAUGCUUUGCUCACGAAUCAAAUUAACCUCACCUUUCGUUUCAUAUACAUACACACUCACAUGAUGCACAACACACAGGGACACACACCCAAAGCAAAAGAGGCAACUGCAUCUGACAGAACAUUGUUUUCAUGAACACAAACAUGAACUUUAGGUGCAAUAGCCCUAUCUAUAGUGCUGUUAUUUGGUGCUUUAGACUUGAGUUGAGAGUUUUAACUCAGCAUGCUGAGGAGAGAUAUGAUGUGUGACUACAACAUGAAAUAUUGAGUGUACAAUGCGCCGAUGCUUUGAAACGCCUGUAAGAGAAGAGAGGCUGGAGAGUCAAGAAUAGGGGUGAGAGAAACGUGUGGAGUGGUGGAAGAAGCUAUGCCUUAAAGGAGUAGCACAACAUUUUGGGAAAUGCUUAUUUGCCUUUUUGCCAAUAGUUAAUCAUAUGUCUUGAACAUGAAGCUCCAGUCAGCAGCCAGUUUUCAGUCAUUAUCCUUAGCUUAAUGACUGAAAACUGGGGUGUCUCUGCUAAUUUCCUGGCAACCUCACAGUGAUGACUGUUGCUGCCAAGAAAUAGUCUGGCAUAUAACCACAUGUAACCAAACAAGCUUGUUAAUUCGUGAGAUUUAGAGGUGAUUGUAGGUGGAUUUUAUUACCUUCGGGCUAACUUUCCCCUCCUUUUCCAGUCUUUAUGCUAAGCUACGCUAACUGAAACCUGGCUUAAUAUUUACAUGAAUGUACCACACAGACAUGAGAGUAGUAUCAACCCUCUCAUCUGACUCUAAUCGAGAAAUGUCAUAGUAUUGAUUUGACAUCAUGAAGCACUAGAUUAACGUGAUAUUUCUUUUUAACUUCUUAUCUUGAGAAACUCAACUAAGUGGACUCGCUUGAAACAGCUAGGGUUAAACCCAAGGGGUACAUUUUAUAAAAUCAAGCAUGUCGAGAUAUAUUUCUUGGAAAACUCAAGCGUGUUAAGUUUAAAAAAAAUUAAAAAGUGAGGAAGGACAAGUUGCUACAAGAAAGUAUGCGUGAAAACAUCUGAAAGUUGAAGUGAAUUAAGUUUCUGACCUUGUACACCUGGUAUCAGAGAGGCAAAUAUGGCUGGCUGGGACGAAGUGAUGCAGGCGGUUCAAAGUGUCAGAUAAACCACUUUUACUGGCCGUUACCACUGGACAGUGUAGAUUUAUGCUCCUGUUCUCUGCUGAUCACUCACCAUAAAUCAGCUAUUCAUGGCUGCGUGUGAAUGUGUGUGUUCUCGGUCCUUAAAGACAAAGAAAGAAAACAACAAGAAGUGUUUAAGCAUUAGCAAAAGAUUCACAUAUGACUGAUUUUCCAUUGAAUGCCUCACCCAACCCCCUCCCCACUUCCUGUGUAGGAUCCUUCCUUGUCCUGCUGUGUUCAAAAUGUCUCUGUGAGUGUUCGGAGUAACAGGUUCGACAGAGUACAAUGUCUCUGAUUGCUCCUGUGGGCCUUUUAACCUAAUGAGGUGUUUACCCCCUAUCAUUAUUCAGCUGGGAGCGGAGCAGAGGGAGACGGAAAGGGAGAGAGAGGGAAGGGGUGGGGGUAGAGUGAGGAUGGUGAGAGCAAAACGGAGGCAUGAGAAAGCUAAGAAAAAAAGGUGAAGGAAAAAAUAGGCUAGUGGAAGAUGGAGAAAAAUGACAGAUUGUAUACGGGCAGAGGAAAGAUCAGAGAGUUGAAAGAAAACGAGAUGCAGAGGAGAAAAGAAAGGCACGGAGGAAAAGGGAAAGAGCCUGGUGUUAUUUAUGCCUCCCUCGGCACUCGUCUUUACCUUUUUUUCCCUGCGAGCUGUUUUACAUCGGCGAUCUAAUUAAAUCAAAUAAAUCACGGUGCGCACACACAAGUACGCACACACACACACACACACAGUCACAACAGCCCCUACUGAUUCUGGGAUUGUGAACAUCUCCUCCCUCUACCCCCUCCACCCAAGAUUGAAUAAAUCUCGAUUAUGGUGCAUUACACGGCACAUCAUUCAUGUUGUUUAUAGGUCUAAAAUAUGCAAACAGACCGGGGGCAUAAAAGUGAUCGAUGCUCAAAUGGGCCCUUUUUCCUGUUCUGUUCUCAUCUCUCACACAGCACCAAGCACCGUCACUUACAGAUGUCUUGUGUGGGAUGAAGACAUAUUGUAUUGUGUCCUCACACUGUCCCCUCAUGAUGGUUAUUUUCAUUGUCUUGUGGCCAGGCAUUAGAAAGGCAUUUUUAUUACCUCAUUUACUAAAGCGCUCUGUCUCUGCUGUUGAGCCAUUAUUAAAUCUAAUUAGCUCUGCCAAACCUUGAAGCUGUCCCUGAAAGAUCUCUUGAUAAUUGUAAAAUAGAGGUACGUUGAUUUACAUGAAAUACAUGCAAACAACCAGCAGCUGCUAAAUAUGUAGUUUGUUUCCAAGAAAUACUGGAACUGCUUCUGGGAGAAUUGUUUGGGCAUAUGUUGUCCAAAUAUGUUGUUAGCAAAUGUAGAUUGUUGGGCCAAACCAAGCAUGACAUUAAUAUUCAUGUUUCAUGAUAAAUAUAGUUUCUUUCAACAAUACAAAAAGACAAAACUACAUAGAUCACUGUAAAUCCAUAUUUUUAUUUAGAAAUAUUAUUUCGUCUUGAUAGGGUAAUAUAUUAUAAAAGAAGAUUUUUAUUUCCAGCAUAGAGAUUUCUGUUUCCAAUGUGUUUUAAAUGCUUUCCCAUGACACCUAAAUGCUACUACAAAGAGUGAGUUUGAAGAUGAA